This is a messenger RNA of Trichobilharzia szidati, 629 nucleotides long. NCBI's taxonomy places the organism in Eukaryota, Metazoa, Platyhelminthes, Trematoda, Strigeidida, Schistosomatidae. The record is from the annotation of a GenBank genome assembly.
AUGUCUAAUCAUCACAACGGACAUAGAUCUACAGUUACUGAAUGUUGCUUUAAAUCAAGCAUAAUUAAACAACUACCAGAUAAAUAUGUGAAUACAUUAGAAUUUCGUAAUUUUACUCGGGAUAUGUACAACAACUCCACGUUUAUACUACCUCCAAAAUCAGUAAUGCGUGUUUGCGCCAAAGAAUUUCUACUUCAUUCAAGAUUCAAUAUUUACAGUUUAUUCUCAUCCUUAGCUAUUGAUCACUUAUUAAUAACAGAAAUAGGAUUUCCUCAAGUCCACGGGUCAUCUAAGUUAUCACCUCAUCAUGUUUAAGUCAGUCGAUAAAAGCAUAAUCGUUACUGGUUAGUUUAAUAUAUGUAUAUCAAAACAGCAGUUGGAUAAACUUACCUAAUUACUCGCCUACCUAUCUACCUACUUACCUACCUACCUACCUACUUACCUACUUACCUACCUAUCUAUCUAUCUAUCAACACAGGCCUAGAUAACAUACCAAAACACUUCAGCACUACCCACUGACUAUAUGUAAUAAAUAACAUGCAUGAUAAUAUAAACAAUAAGUGUUACAAUUGAAUUCUCCAUCUUUUUUUCUUUUCUCGUCAUCAGUUUGUAUGAUUCUUUGUUAACAA